AUGAAGUUAAGUGAAAUUGAAGAGUUGUAUAAUCAAGUCCCAUAUUGUAAAGAAUGGAAUAGGGUGAAAAUUAAAGAAAUUACCAAAGGGUUUUCAAAUGAAUUUAAAUAUUUAAUCGAAAAUAUAGAUAGUGAAAACAAUAUCAUCGAAAAAGUAUUUAUUAGAAUAUCUAGUAUCAAGUUAAAAGAAGAAAAGAUAGAGGAAUUUAAAAGAACCAAAUUAUUAAACAGUAUAACAGAUGACUUUAAUAUGACCCGUGCUAUUGAAAUGGGUGUGUUUGAAAAAAAUAACAAUAGUGAAGGAUAUGUUUGGAUCCUAACCAACUGGAUUGAAGGUACAGAUUUUAGAGAUGAUUUACCAAAGUUACCACUUAAAAAACAAUAUGAAUUGGGGUUGGAUGCAGGUAGAUUAUUAAAACUAUUCCAUUCGUUAGAAAUUAAAGAUACUUCAAAUAUCUAUAAUAGAGAUAACAUUGAAAGAAAAUUAAGAAUAAUUCAAGAUUUCGAAAAUACAAAAGAUAUAAGAUUUGAAAAUGAUGAAUUAAUUAUUAAAUUCAUCAAAGAAAAUUUAGAUACAGUUUAUAAGCUCGAUUGUCAGAAAUUAGUAUUAAAACAUGGUGACUAUCAUGUGGGUAAUAUGGUUUUAACAGAUACCAAUCAAUUUGCAGUUAUAGAUUUCAAUCGCAGUUGCUAUGGCUUUGCUUUGGAUGAAUUUCAAAGGAUUCAAAACUUUGAUAUAGAGUGUUCAGUUCAUUUUAGUAUAGGUCAAAUCGAUGGCUAUUUUGGAAACAAAUCUAGUGAAAUCUUAAACAACCAUUCAUUUUGGUACUCAUUCAAAACAUUUGUUGCAAUGUCACUUAUAUCUGGGGUUCACUGGGCAAGAACUUUUGACCAAUCUAUUGUCGAUGGCAUGAUAUAUAGGGCACAAGAAGCUCUAUCUCACUUUAACAACUUUAAAGAUGAUAUACCAUCAUGGUACUUAGAAUUCAAACAACAACAACAGCAAAAAGAAGCUACAGAAGAUAUUGAAAACUCCAAGUUUAAUGAAGAAUCCAUUUUAUCUCAAAAGAAACAAUUGGAAUCUAUCUAA
Dictyostelium purpureum is the source of this 1089-nucleotide messenger RNA. RefSeq lists its product as uncharacterized. The transcript is spliced from 2 exons. NCBI's taxonomy places the organism in Eukaryota, Evosea, Eumycetozoa, Dictyosteliales, Dictyosteliaceae. Bases 1 to 1089 code for a protein of 362 amino acids. The record is from RefSeq and is a predicted model, not a curated record.